CGGACGGCCAGAGGGGCGCCGGGAUUCGGUCCACUCUUCUGCUCUGUAACUGGCUCCUGCAAGGGUGUCUCGACCUCCAACUCUGGAACCUACCGGCGUGUUUGUGGUCUGUGGUCUAGUGCCUGCUUUUCAUCAAUCCCAGACUCUCCGCCUGCGACGACCCUAUCCCAAUCAAUUCCGCGUCUCAGUCGGCCCUGUAUUCUGUGGGAACCUGACAGCUGCCAAGAAAAUCUAGUUGCAGCAUGGCUAUCGGGGAGUGAACCUUUCAUUUAUCCUGGUUCGAAACCGUUCGGUCUGAGCUCUGGGCGGAGACUUGAUAGAACGGCGACCAUGGCUAGCAUUAUAUAAAGGCGCUGGAUUCACGUCUUGCUUCGACCUUUCUUCCUUUCCUCCUCAUCAGCUUCUCAUUCAUUUCUUUCCCGGGGUCUUAGAACCAUCCAUUCUCUUACUUUCCUUUCCUGGCUUCAUUGAUUGAAGACCGUUUGCUUCGUCACUCUUUCUUUCCCAACCGAUCCCUCUUACCCACGAUCACGCUGUGCGUUGAUUAACCCAAAGCCUGCAAGAUGUCUGUCGCUAAGAUUGCUGGUGUCGUCCUCGGCUCGGCCGCCCUUGUUGCUGGCCACGGUUAUGUGUCUGGUGCUGUCAUCGACGGCGAGUACUACGGAGGAUACAUCGUCUCCUCCUACCCCUAUGAGAGUGACCCUCCGGAGACCAUUGCCUGGUCUACCACAGCCACUGACCUUGGCUUCGUCGACGGCUCUGAAUACUCGGACCCUGACAUCAUCUGCCACAAGAGCGCUAAGCCUGGUGCUAUCUCCGCUGACGUCAAGGCCGGUGGUACUGUUGAGCUUCAGUGGACUGACUGGCCUUCCAGCCACCACGGUCCCGUCCUGACUUACCUUGCCAACUGCAACGGUGACUGCUCCGAUGUCACCAAGACUGACCUUGAGUUCUUCAAGAUCGACGAGAGCGGCCUCAUUAGCGACACUGAAGUCCCCGGAACCUGGGCCACUGACAACUUGAUCUCCAACAACAACAGCUGGACUGUGACCAUUCCCUCGACCCUCGAGGCUGGUAACUACGUCCUGCGCCACGAGAUCAUUGCCCUGCACUCCGCUGAGAACAAGGAUGGCGCCCAGAACUACCCCCAGUGUCUCAACCUGAAGGUUACCGGCAGUGGUAGCUCCACCUACUCCGGCACCAAGGGUGAAGCCCUCUACAAGGACACCGACCCGGGUAUCCUGGUCAACAUCUACGAGACCCUGAGCUCCUACGACAUCCCCGGUCCUGCUAUGUACAACGCCACUUCCUCCAGCAGCUCUUCUGGCAGCUCCUCCGGUGCCUCUUCUACCAGCUCCGCUGCCGCUGCCGCCGCCACUACUUCCAGUGCCUCGACUUCCAGCGCUUCCACCCCCACCACCAGCGCUGCCGCUGCGACUAGCUCCGCCGUAAGCGCCACCACCACUGCUGCUGCUGCCGUUGUCACCGACGUUGAAACCACCGUUCAGACUGCGGUCGCCACUGCUUACCAGACUUCGACUGACGUUGUGCAGGUCACUGUCACUGGCAGCGCCCCCCAGCAGACCCACAUCCAGGUCGCCAGCUCCAGCGCCGCUGCUUCCACCCCCAGCAGCUCCAGUGUCGCCGUCUCCAGCGACAACCUCACCAGCUACUUCAGCUCUCUGAGCGCCGACCAGUUCCUCAGCGUCCUGAAGGAGACCUUCUCUUGGCUGGUCACUGAGAAGAAGCACGCCCGUGACCUCAACGCCUAAGCGCCCAGCCAGACGUGGAAGUUCGGAUCAUAUAGACAUUCCUUCUUGUUUCUAUCUGACGGCUACACGAGCAGCCGUCUGAUGCUCUUUUCGCUCCGGAUCGGGUAUCCACUUAUGUACCUAUAAAAAAUCAAUAUUGAAGCUGAG
Molecule: messenger RNA, 1919 nt
Organism: Aspergillus welwitschiae
Lineage: Eukaryota; Fungi; Ascomycota; Eurotiomycetes; Eurotiales; Aspergillaceae
Product: lytic polysaccharide monooxygenase auxiliary activity family 9 protein
Exons: 2
Coding region: 564-1772 (402 amino acids)
Source: RefSeq, a predicted model, not a curated record